AUGUCACACGAAAACGCCAAGCCAACCCUGUCAACAGAAUGGAGCGACCUCUUCUCUAUAAACCGCACGUAUGAGCCAACAUCGUACAAAGCCCUCGACAACCUCGACCGCAAGCCUACUCUCGCAUUCCUGCAUCAUCUAUUCUGGGACGAAAUUCGUGCGUGGACGCAGAAUGAUGUUACCGAGAUGUCUGAAAUUACCCACCCGGACCUCACUGGCUCGGGAAAGAUCUUCAUCGGGGGCAUGAACCACGCGCUCAACGAGGAAAUCCUCGUCAGGCAUGACAUUCGCGCCGUGAUCACGAUACAUCCCAAGGACUCGCUGGCAUGGGACAAAAGCGACCCGAACGGUGGCCUGCGGCGAUUCGAGAACGGGGGCAGCAUUGUCGAGUGGCCACUAAUUAUCCCGCUCGAGGACAACGCCAACUCGAACCUCAUCGAGCACUUCGAUGAGACCAACGAAUUCAUCCAAAAACACUCCUCUGAGGGGAGGAACAUUCUUAUUCACUGCAAGUCGGGCAGGUCACGGUCGGUGGCCGUACUAAUCGCCUACCUUCAAAAGAAGUUCUACGAGGAGAAGCUGCAGCCCGUCGACGACAAAGACGAGGCGAGAAAUAGGAUGAAGGAGUACCGCGAGGCUGCGACAGAGUCAAUACGCAGCCAGAGGCUCCCCGUCAUCGUCAUUAUGGAGCGGUUCCAGGAUCUCUUGGCACUGUACGAUCUCCGACUCAUCGACCAUCCAGACUUUGAGAGAGACCAAAAGGCUCUCUUCCCUGCGCCCAUGUCUGCCAUCAGGAUGAUGCCCUCGCGCGUCGACUCCAUCCUCAAAGACCCCGCUGAUGAGAAGACACCUAUCAACACGCCCGCCACGCCGCCCAAUAGCAAGGUGGUGCAGACCAAGGGCGGGGCGGCGGUGCUCAAGAUCUGUGUGGCGUGGGUGUUCUUCAGGAGUAACCAGAAGCCUACAGAGGUGGUGAUUCACCAGUUCUUUGAGAUUAAUGAGGCGUACUUUUACGAGCUCGAGGGAUUGGAGUACAACGGGCGGUCGUACGCAGGGGUGAAGCACAUGUGCCCCGGAUUGGUGAAGUACUGUUUGGAUUAUGCCCGGGAGUAUAGACUGAUACUGCCACGCCAUACGGAGGAGCACGCCCUUUUGGUUAUUGAGAAGGCGAAGUGA
Colletotrichum chrysophilum is the source of this 1176-nucleotide messenger RNA. RefSeq lists its product as uncharacterized. NCBI's taxonomy places the organism in Eukaryota, Fungi, Ascomycota, Sordariomycetes, Glomerellales, Glomerellaceae. Gene Ontology annotation, molecular function: protein tyrosine/serine/threonine phosphatase activity. Gene Ontology annotation, biological process: protein dephosphorylation. The record is from RefSeq and is a predicted model, not a curated record. Bases 1 to 1176 code for a protein of 391 amino acids. The transcript has a single exon. Gene Ontology annotation, cellular component: cytoplasm.